CAAGACAGUAGAGCACAGGUAUUCCAAAUACAAAAUCAUCCAAAAUCAAAACAAGAUAAAGACAGUAGAAAAGGAAAAAUCAGAAGAGUGCAGCUAAAAGUUACGUAUAAAGGCUUAGUCGCUAUAAAUAAAAACGGCAUGGGCAAAGAUCAUCUUGAAAUGUAAAGUAAUGGCUGAAUGGUUUACACAACCAACCUACAAGGUUAAGUUGCAGUAUAUCGAAAUAAUAAAUAGCACAGUAACACUGAGAAGAGAAACGCGGUGACAGAAAAUGUGGAAUCGAGGUCGAUUUGCGAGUUUCUCUUUGUGCUUUUUAAUCAUUCAAGUCAAGUUUUCAAAUUCUCGUACUUCCUGGAGAUUAAACGCCGACAAAGUAGUAAAGUCAACGGAAUUUGCACCUCAACUAGAAGAUGAUCCCAUUUUAGAUAUCCUUACUAGCAGUUCUAGUAAUGGAAAUGGCCAGGGUUGGAGUAAGUCAUCUACACCGCUCAAGCAAGAAAAACUACAAGUUUACUGCUCCGAAUGUAAAGGUUUCGUCUCUGGAAACCAUGAUCGACAAUUUUCGUCAUAUUCAUUGAAGGACACAACUAACACGACAGAGGCUCGCGCAAAUGGAGAGCAAUUCGUCUGUGCUUCUGGUCAGCAGUGUGAUGAGCUUGUUUUGGAUUGUGGUAAACCUGUAAAUUUUACGUAUUACGACAAUUUGAUUGGCGUGGCAAACAGAAAUAAGCAUCCACCAGUUCCAGAACCAAAUGUUGUCUCAAUGUUCAAAAAGAACGAUGGCAAAAUCACGGAUAUGGACAUCGACAUCUUGGAAAGAAGGCUGAAGAAAGCAAAAAGAGAGAAACCCAAAUCGGUCCAACUCUACAAUCAAAUUGGAAAUUUUUGGCGAAUCAAGGGAAAUGCUCAAAGAUCAAUUGAGUGCUUUCGAAGAGCACUGGCUGUGUCGCCUCAUAAUGCAGAAGUUUUAUUAAAUUUGGCAAGAGUUUUAUUGGUUUUACAAUACUUAGAUGAUGCCACGUAUCUUGCCAGGCGAUCUUUAGAGUUGCAACCACCAGAUCGAAAUGCGUGGGAACAAUACUUAACGCUCGGUCAAAUAUUUAAGGCGUAUGGUCACUUCCAAGAAGCGGCCGUUCAUUUAAGACAUGCACUAGAGUUAAAACCAGAUCUUGCCGAUGCUGCUCUAGCUUUAAAAGAAGUCGAAUCUCUACCAACGGCUAGCAUACACGUAUAUACACUCCUCAUUAUAGUAUGCCUGGUUCUUGGUGUCCUGUUAGUUGUAUUGAGUAGCGUUGAGUGCGAAGAAGAUUCGUCGUUAGCCGUGGAACAACCUCAACGUCCAUCACAGCGACAUUUUAAUCGCGCUAUGGCUAUGCGUAGUUUGCGCCUUAACGUGACGCGUAAUAAACGAUGUUAAUUAGUUUUGGAAGUAUUUGAAACAUGUGAUUGUGAUAGAACUGUGCUUUUUCAGUUAAUUCUCUAUUGUCUAUUCUUAUUGUUAUUAUUAUUUCUAAUCUGAUUUACAAAAAGAUUUUCAAAAAAUAUACUAACUAUGCAAUUUAUUAUGACAGACAGGAAAAUAAAGAAUCCAAUGAAAAA
Molecule: messenger RNA, 1599 nt
Organism: Belonocnema kinseyi
Lineage: Eukaryota; Metazoa; Arthropoda; Insecta; Hymenoptera; Cynipidae
Product: tetratricopeptide repeat protein 17-like
Exons: 5
Coding region: 272-1417 (381 amino acids)
Biological process (GO): actin filament polymerization
Cellular component (GO): cytoplasm; actin cytoskeleton
Molecular function (GO): protein binding
Source: RefSeq, a predicted model, not a curated record